This is a messenger RNA of Aphanomyces astaci, 2577 nucleotides long. RefSeq lists its product as hypothetical. Gene Ontology annotation, molecular function: telomeric repeat DNA binding; Hsp90 protein binding. Bases 1 to 2439 code for a protein of 812 amino acids. The transcript has 10 exons. Gene Ontology annotation, cellular component: cytosol. Gene Ontology annotation, biological process: protein stabilization; telomere maintenance via telomerase. NCBI's taxonomy places the organism in Eukaryota, Oomycota, Saprolegniomycetes, Saprolegniales, Verrucalvaceae. The record is from RefSeq and is a predicted model, not a curated record.
AUGUCGACAUGGCCAUCGUUCAUGGCUUGGCGCGGUGAGAUGUCGGCGGCGGAGGCCAGCUAUGACAUUGAGCGGGUGAUUCUCUUGUUGGAUCUCGACGCUACAUUCCUUGCAUCGUGCUACGAAGACAUUCUGUCGCAUGUGCUUGCAGCAGUGGCGCCUGCGUGGUUCACCUCGGCUCAACUGGCGCAUUCACAAGCAAGCAAUCCAGUACUUGCGGCUGUGGACGCCCUCUUGAAUGUGAAGACUGCCCUACGUCUUGCAGCUCACCACCCUCAUCCAAUCCGAACCUUUUUUCUUGCAUUGACGGCAUGUCAGAGUACAUGGGACGACGUAUCAUGUCGCCUAGCGGGCCGUGCGCUCGUAGGGUUUUUAGGAGCCGCCGGCACGUCCGCCCUUUUCACGGAGCUCUUGCGCACCGCGUCCAACGAAGCCGCCAUCGACGUCGUGAUCACCCUCGUCGGCGCCGUUCCAGUCAAAAUGCACAAUUUGCUUCACCACGACACCCCAUCCUGUUUCACGCCUUCCACCUACUACUCAAACCUUAUCCAAGGAUUUCUGCAUGCGCUUGACUCGAUUCCCACAAGCGACAAGCAGCCAAUUCUCGUGCGCGGCUUUCUCGUCAAGGUAUCGCGGCAAGGCCAUAUGUCGACAUUUGUCCAAGAAUGGCUUUCACGUCCAUCGCACUCCCACGACGACGACAGGUCCUUGGCCAAGGCCAUUCCGUCUAUUUGCUACCCGUCAUUUAUCCCUUCUGUCCUCUCCCAUCUCAACACGGCAACGCCAGCAAUAGCUCCAACGUGGCUACAAGUUCUGGUGCCCCAUCCAGUGUGCCAAUAUGAACUGACCAAACUCGUGCUGCACACUCCGCUGCAUGUGCCCACGCAUGCGAUGCUGGUCCGUCUGCUGUGGUCAUCGGACGCCUCGUCGUUUGAUCAUGUGUUUCACAGUGUGGUGCUGGCGUGGGCUACACGGGAUAACAGUGUCACAGAAACCAACCGCAGCGUCAGCAUCGGCCGCUUCCUCACUGCCGGACUGUUACAUGUCUUGCAAGCAACUACUAGUACGUCCAAGUCGUACUUGGACCAGCACGGGUGGACGGCGUACUUGUGCAAAGGCAUCCAAGAGCACAUGGGGCAUGCGUUGAUGGAAGUCCGCCAUACAGGCAUGCGCGUGGCCACCGCCUUGUCCCACAUCUUAUCCCCCGAAUCUCCGCUGGUUUUCGACGAUUUACCCCCUGACGACGAAGAAGCCAAGGACAACGAUAACGUCAUCGUGUCUUGCAUCAAAACCACUGGUGGAAUCGACGGCGGCAAAUUGAAUCUCGCCGACAAAAGUCUAAACCAUGUCAAUGAGAUCGAACAAGUCACAAUUGAUGAAAAUCUGGACGCCCUGGUGCAAAGUGACAGCGACGACGAAAGCGGCGGCGGCGAUUCCGUUGUUAGCUUGGACGCGUACGAGGACCUGAGUGACAACGAUGACGAUGACAAAGGCAACCAAGUUGUAUCGUCGAGUGAUGCUGAAAUGAUCAUCGACCAAGUGCUGCAGAACCGAGCGCCGCUCGUGUAUUUGUGGCAGGUCAAGGAAGGUCUGGUCAUGGAGGACAAUCGGGAUGUGACGGAGGUGGCGCUGGCCUCGCUGCCGCGGGUCAUUGCUCGGCAGCCCCACGAUUUGCACCACAUGGCGGGGGAAAUCACCACGGUGCUACUCCGUCUGGACGAUUCGUUUCAAACGUUGCAUUUUGAAGCACUUCGACGCCAGUCGUUGGUCGGGUUGUGUGUGCACGUACCGGACGUAGUCACACCGUUACUGUGCGACUACAUUUACGACAACCAGCGAUUGUUCCAGACUAAAUUGGCCAUUUUAAGUGCCAUUGGAGACGCUGCGACGGCGAUCCCGUCCUCUCGAUCUAUCCUCCCCCCUUCUCGGCCAACUUGGAUGAAUUCCGGUGGCCAGUCAUUUUGGCCGGCGCAGUUCUUCUUUCCGCUUCUGAAUCCCCUUCAAGCCAAGUUGAUGCUGCAUGCUACACGACCCCAAACUCGACUUUUAAAGCCACAAGCUUCUCCAUCGUGGGGAGAAGAUACUGGACAGAGGCAUGUGCUGGACGACCUAUUGAUGGCGCAUGUGCUGCACACGCUGGCCCGGGUUCUCGAAGCGACGGGGAAAAAUUCCCCGCACGUGGUAUCGAUGGGGAAGCGGUUUCUAGAGUUGUUGUGGUCUCAACGCAGCCACGCCCUGCCUAGCGUGCGCCGCCAGGUGUUUUUUGGCUUGAGCCGAGUGAUGCUGGUACUGCCUUCGUUUGUGUGGCAGGAAGAAGUGGACCGAUUGAACCUGGGGCCACAUCUGGUGCCGUUCCUGCAAUACCACAAGGACAUGGACCCUGACGGAGGCUGCCGCACCGCCGCCAACCUGCUCCUUACAACCAUCUCGCAAGGAUAAUACAGUAUGCUAUUAUAGUUGAGAGACUAGGAGAUGGGAAAUAACAAAGUGGAAUCAAAACAAUUCAGAAAAUACAGAAAAGGAUUAAUUGCUGCAACAUCUUGGCAAAAUUAAAUACUUGGAAUUUUUAAUAUAUCA